Messenger RNA from Ictalurus punctatus (channel catfish), 3437 nucleotides. RefSeq names its product free fatty acid receptor 2. Bases 1728 to 2876 code for a protein of 382 amino acids. Gene Ontology annotation, molecular function: G protein-coupled receptor activity. Lineage: Eukaryota; Metazoa; Chordata; Actinopteri; Siluriformes; Ictaluridae. The transcript is spliced from 2 exons. Gene Ontology annotation, cellular component: plasma membrane. Gene Ontology annotation, biological process: cellular response to fatty acid; G protein-coupled receptor signaling pathway. The record is from RefSeq and is a predicted model, not a curated record.
UUCAGCUUUAGUUUCAUUAUGAUGUGCUUAUGGUCUAAUGCUGCAUUGUGUGCUCGCAUAGUUGCAUUUCUUUAACCCCUCUCUAUAAUACCCACCUUCUCCCACACCAACUGGUCAAUUAUAAAAGGCUUGCAGCAACGAUUGGGCAAAUUCCUGCCUUUCAACAAUUAGCCUUCUCUCAGCGAAAAGCCAUGUCACAGAGAAAUCCCGCAGAUUUGAUUGAUCAGUUGUUGAUGACCAGUAUAAUUUAACCCUGAUUACACAGCACAGUGAUGUAUCUAUGGAAAAGAUUAUAUGACAGUUUCCAAUACCUACUGGACUUCCUGGCUACACCACUGAGACAGUGUACCCUUUUCGGCACACUCUAUUAACAUGCUCAGAACAGUGUUCUCCUUUCAGUAUUACUUGAGCAGUAAUGCAGAAGUAUUUAACUUUUUGAUGUUUUGCUUCUACAAAAGCUGUUAUAAAGCUGUUCUAUCCAAUUAUUUACUAUGGUUUUGAAAACAGAGUGCUUUGCUACUUUUGCAUUUCUAAAGACUUUUAAUAGUUUUAUGAUUAUUGCUACAGCCUUUAAGAUUUAUGAGAUUUUGUUCUGAAUGUCAAAUGUUUUAUGAUUUAUGUGUCUAAUUGAGUAUAUGAUUAUGAUUAUUAUUCCUGAGGGAUCAGUGUCCAUGAUGAGUUUAGAAUUACCAUCUGUUAUUAAUUCAGCUUUCUCUGAAAUGUGACUCAACUGUCUAGACACUUUCACAUGUGUGAAAGUAUAGUAUAUGUUCUUGAAAAAGUUAUCAGGACCUAGUUAUCAAAGGUUAAUCACGACAGCUGGGUCAUUUGAGAAUUUUGUCAAACCAUGAGAUGGAAGUGACAGAGAAAGGCAUCCAAAGUGUGAGAAAGUACAAUGACGCUUUGGAACCACAGGAAGGUGAAGAGAAAGAAAGAUACAUGGCCCGUCACCAAAAAGUAUGGUGUUAAAUUGCAGAGAAUUGUUUCUGGUUUUUCACUUCAUAUGCUAUUAUUCACACUUUGUUGUGACAGCCAGCAUCACCAGACAGGACAUCAUCCAAAAUCUGUAUUAUUUCCAUAAUCAUGAUAUUAGCAUACAGUCUGUAGUCCAAGAAUCCUUAUAUAUUCUGGGCGAGCCAGCCAGGAGUGGCCAUUUAAAUGAACCUGGGCAUCCUUGGGCAUCAUAACAUUAAAGGAGCUGCAGGAAUAUCUGGUAAGUUCUGGUCACUCCCUGCUGUGAAAAUGGGCGAAGGUAAAGCGUUGAUGUGUAUGGCGUUAAACACUUGCUUAGCAAUAGCAGGAAAUGACAGCUGUCCUGAGUCAAAACAUUGCCCAUGGCCAUAUAUCAUCAUUUUUAAUUUCAUGUUAUUACAUUGCUUCGUAUUACAUGGCCGUUCAAAUGUGUAAAUGAUGGUAGAAGGUACACUCAUAUGGCAUCUAAUCAUGGCACUCAUAUGGCAGUUCCCAUGCAUGAGAUGCACUUCCGCUAAAGGGAUGCAUCUGUUUAGUGUCAGCACAAUUAAACAUUAUAUUAUUAUUAUUAUAUUUGCAUGUAUUUAUCAACACUACAUUUAGAUAUAACCAAUCCUGUACCUCUAUUGUGUCAUAUGUGUUUUAUAGUAAUCUCUGUUUAUCUAAGAAAUAUCUCAAUAAUCAGUUAUACGUUCGCUUCCUGGAAUGUUCUGAAAUAAGUCUACUCUGCAAAGCUUGUGAACUUGGCAAAGCUGAUGAUCAAAUACCACACAUUCACACAGUGUCAUUUAGCACGUAAAAGGGGAUGUAAGUGUCCCUUUCAGUGUGUGUCAAGAUUUCCAAAUCAUUAUAUAGAGCACUCAUCAGUUUUGUCAGACACAUCUAAGCAAGAAAUGUCGCACGAAUUAACCAAGCCAAACAUGGUGUGGACAACAGAUCUGAGCAAUCUGGUCCUGGCGGUGGAUGCCAUCACCCUGAUCGCAGGUGUUCCUGCCAACCUGCUGGCUCUCUACACCUUCAUUCAAAAGGUGAAGCAGCGAUGUACGCCCAUCGAUGUGCUCUUGCUCAGCCUCACCAUCUCAGACCUGAUCUUCCUUUUCUUCCUUCCGUUCCGCAUGAAAGAGGCGGCCGACAUGGAAUGGACCCUGAGCUACUUCCUCUGUCCACUUUCAGGGUUCUUCUUCUACACAACCAUUUACAACAGCACCUUCCAUUUAACAGCUAUCAGUGUGGAGCGUUAUCUGGGAGUGGCGUUUCCAAUCAAGUACAAACUCAAGCGACGUCCUCGAUAUGCCGUGAUCGCCUGUGUCAUGUUCUGGGUGGUUUCCAUGGCCCAUUGCAGUAUUGUCUACAUUAUGCAGUACUAUAGGCACAAUAAUGAAAGUUUCACUGAUCCAUCCAAAAAGGAGGUCUGCUAUGACGGGUUUAGCGAUGAACAGUUGAACACCCUUUUGCCGGUCCGUUUGGAAUUGUUCCUCGUGCUGUUCUGCACCCCUUUUAUCAUCUGCAGCUUCUGCUACAUCAAAUUCAUCCACAUUCUCUGCCACUUACCUAACAUCAAACCUAAGAAGCGCUUCAGGGCCAUUGGGCUUGCCCUAGCCACCCUCCUGGUCUUUAUCAUCUGCUUCAUGCCUUACAAUGUGUCCCAUGUUGUAGGUUAUAUUAAAUGGGAGAGUCCUGCUUGGAGAGUGUAUGCACUGCUCCCCAGCACCCUGAAUGCCUGUUUGGACCCCCUCGUUUUUUAUUUUUCCUCUUCAGCACUUCGGGGGACUUUAAAACACCUGAUACAAGGAUCCAACAAGCGGAGGCACCCCUCCGGCUGCCGGAAUUUCCUCAACUGUCCCAAGUUAAACUGUACUGCGCAUGAAGAAAGCACACAAAGUUCCAAUGACACUUCUCACUAGAAGCGCACAAUCUAUAAUCGCAGAUAAGUAAAAAAUUUUUACCGGCAUGUUAUAAGGGUUGUGCAACCAUUACAUUUUACAAGUCAACCAAUCAUUCAAAAAAGUAGUUUACGGAUUCUAAUAAACAACAGCAAAAAAAUGUCCAAUCCUGUGACAGUUAAAAGCCAUACAGCGGUUAUGAAUGACAUUUCCAGCUUCAGUGUUUCUUUAGGCUAUACAAUUAACAACAAAAAUGUAAAUCAAUCAGUCCAGUAAAUGUGUAAAAUAAUAAAUAUGUGUAUCUUGUUACACUAUUUAAGGAUAUACCAAUCCUUAUAUUGCAUAUGGACUACAUGGUGGCUCAGCUGAAAUGUCUGACUUUGCUAGUAAUGAGUGCGCAGCAUGGAAGCUCGUGUCCUUCAGCAGAGAGGUGUCCUUCCUUGGCUAGAUAAUACAAUGUCUACAGCAGUGACUGAGGGAUAUUCCCAAGUUGAUAAUGAACUGCCACAUUCGACUGUGGUAUUGUAAAUGCCACUUCAGUAGUGCCUGAAAAUAUUCAUCCGUGCUUUUUGGCCACUUGUG